This is a messenger RNA of Psylliodes chrysocephalus, 834 nucleotides long. The record is from the annotation of a GenBank genome assembly. NCBI's taxonomy places the organism in Eukaryota, Metazoa, Arthropoda, Insecta, Coleoptera, Chrysomelidae.
AUGCCGGGCCAACCAUCACUACUACCAUCAAUACCCUCAAGAAAAAUAGGCUCAUACAUGGAAUCCUAUCCAUCGUCCGUCUUAUUAAACGGCUACACACCAAGCCCAAGCAGCUCGGCCACCAGCAUAAAUUCUAUAAACUCAUACAGAGGCUUACCACCGCAAAUACCAACAACCAAAAGAUACACGAACAUCCGAAGACCUUACUCUGCAGGCUUCGAUGUUCCAAGUGAAAGAAAGCCUGUUAUGUUCCAAACCAGACCCUUGCGGAGUCUAACAGUCGUUUCGGAUUCGCCUUCAAGGGAAACCAGCAUGACAAGAUCCCCGAGUCCUACGCCUAGCAAUUACAGCAUGAGUAGUUUUAGAUCUAACAGAUCCAGCAGUGUUUACCUUCCUAGAAGAGUAUAUCCACAAACGUACGAUCCAGGAAGUCAAUAUGAUUUAGAGGACAAAGAAGAAAGUCCAGUAGUGUUCGAUGCCAAUCUAACGUUCGUGUUAGGCUGUAAAGGAAAGUUGAAGCAACACGUUAGACCGGUUCCUGCUCACCAAGAAGCACAAACUGCCUCAAAUGCGUUAUCUAAUAAAAUUUCCGAUUUCCUAUCAAGAACUGAUCAUGUUAUGGACGAAUGGAAGGGUUUGGGACACAAAGAGGACGAACAACAUAGCCUUAGAAUGAAGAGAAGUCGCAGCACGAAACACAUGGGAAGAUCCAGGAGUGCUACCAAUAUUAUGAUCAAAGGUUUUCAGUAUUUUAGCAGAGCUAGCAGUUGCAGCAGAUCGUCUGUGGGUAGAGACUUGGAGGAUUGCACGGAUGCGGAAAUAGAUGAGGUAUAA